AUGACUUGUGGUAUAUACCACGCCGGUCGAAUCCCGGGCGCUAACGGCCGAGUGCAGCUGAAUACGACUAGCGAUGAUGAUGGUUCGACCACGACGCACCUACGCCAUUACAGUUGUGUCCUCCUCGACUUUGGGUAUUCGCACGUGCUUAAAACGUUGCGCAUCGGUCGUGGGGUACGGGGUCGUCGAUCAGUUCUUACACCUGCCGAUCCUCCGAACGAUGUCUGUGCACGUCCGGAUUUUCAUCACGACGUCCUGUUGCAUCAGGUUGAAACACAUGGCGAUCAGGGCCAUGCCCAGCAUCAGGUACAUGGAACACAGUAUGAAGCUCAGCUCGAUAACGGUACCGGCGCUGCUGCGGUUACCGGGACCCGUACCGGUACCGGUGCUGGUGCUCGUACCGAUGCUGGUGCCGGAGCCGGUGAUGCUGUUGCCCGGCACGAAGUCGCCGAACCCGAUGGUGCUCAGCGAUAUGAAGCAGAAGUACGACCCGUCGAAGAACUCCCAGGACUCCCAUUUGGAGAACAGUAUGGCGCCUCCGGAAAUGUACCUUUGAGGGGGAAAAAAAACGAAAUAAAUUAA
This is a messenger RNA of Macrosiphum euphorbiae (potato aphid), 582 nucleotides long. The record is from the annotation of a GenBank genome assembly. NCBI's taxonomy places the organism in Eukaryota, Metazoa, Arthropoda, Insecta, Hemiptera, Aphididae.